GGUGCACAUGGGUACAUAGAUUAGAGCAAUCCCCAUCCUAUAUAUAAAUAUCCCUCUUCUUCAAUAUCCAUUACAAGUUACAAAAACACAAAAUUAGAUACAUAAAAAUGAAGAUGACAUUGGUAACAUUGGUCCUUGUGUUUGCCUUGAUCACAAAGGCACUAGCUGGUCCUGCAUCCGAGCCAGUGCUGGACGCAUUGGGGAAGAAAGUUCGAGCUGAUUCGAUUUACUACAUCGUUCCGGCUUCCUCCGAUAUCGGUGGCCUUGCUUCGGCAAGAACCGAUGUAGAUUGUCCACUUGAUGUUGUAGCUGUUGAUGGUGACUUAGGUCUGCCUUUGAGCUUCACACCUGUUAAUGAUAAGAAAGGUAUUAUUCGUGUUUCCACUGAUCUCAACAUAUACUUCACCAGCUACACAAUAUUCUGUCCACAGACCACAGUGUGGAAGCUUAAGGACUAUGAUGAUUCAACAUCACAGUGGUUUGUGACCACUGGUGGUGAAUUGGGCCACCCCAGUUCGCAAACCGUGGCGAAUUGGUUCAAGAUUGAGAAGUACGAGGAUGCUUACAAGUUGGUGUAUUGUCCAAGUGUGUGCAGUGAUUGUAAUCAUCAAUGCAGUGAUAUUGGAAUAUACCAGGAUCAAUAUGGUAAGCGUCUUGCUCUAAGUUCUGAGCCAUACAAAGUGCAGUUUGAGCGAUGUUGGGCAUGUGAAUGAGAACAAGCGUCUUGUGUUCUCACUUCUCAUUAAUGGAGCCUAAGUUUUAAAUAUCCUAUGAAUGUGCAAUUCUCCCCUUGCAGUUGCAGUAGUAUAGUAUUUCCCUUGAAAUAUUAAAGCAAAUCAUAAUGUGGCAAUUUCAAUAAAUGUUUUAGUUACAUAGAGGAUCAUAUCACGUUUUAUUCUUAGAAUUCACAAGGAAUCAAUGUUUUAAAUAUCGGUCGCGGUCGUGUUGUCAUUUGGUCAUUUGGUCACAUUAGUUGAUACAGUGAGAAAUCAAAUUUUGUCACAUUUGUUU
Molecule: messenger RNA, 1011 nt
Organism: Glycine soja
Lineage: Eukaryota; Viridiplantae; Streptophyta; Magnoliopsida; Fabales; Fabaceae
Product: miraculin-like
Exons: 1
Coding region: 108-713 (201 amino acids)
Molecular function (GO): endopeptidase inhibitor activity
Source: RefSeq, a predicted model, not a curated record